AAGCAAUAAUCGUAGCUCGCAUUCGACGCAGUGCAUCAGUCGGGAAUUCGAGAUACUGCAAACUGAGCGCAAAUCACGAGACGCAGAGACGGAAGAGAGAGACUGAGAGUCGACCCGCGCGUUACACGCGAAGAACCGCUUUGUUUUCGGAGCCCGAACGGCGAGUAAAGGCGGUGAAGAGGAAGCACGCGAUCGCACCGAACGGCACAACGGUGUCCCGACGCGGUCGCUGGCGCUGCGAGAAGUCGACGAAAUCAUUGACAUCAGGGAACGGCCAUUUUGGCGUGUUGUUUCCCCUCGAUCGAGUGCUCGAAGCACACACACACUCACAUAUAUACACGGUAUCGACGUCCAUCCGUUUUUGAGGAAAAGAUAGUAGAUAUACUACUAUAUUUCCAAAAUGAUGACAGAGACGCAUAUGAAUUCUAACCACAACAUGUUGAAUUCUGGUUUGUCUAACAAACCGGAAAUAGAUAAAAUGGAUGAUGUAGGUUGGAAAGCAAAGUUAAAAAUUCCACCAAAGGAUAAAAGAAUUAAAACAAGUGAUGUUACCGACACACGUGGUAACGAGUUUGAAGAAUUUUGCCUAAAACGCGAAUUAUUAAUGGGAAUUUUUGAAAAGGGAUGGGAGAAGCCAUCACCGAUUCAAGAAGCUAGUAUUCCCAUUGCACUUUCUGGUAAAGACAUUUUGGCACGAGCGAAAAAUGGAACUGGUAAAACUGGAGCGUACUCAAUUCCAGUAUUGGAACAGGUUGAUCCAAGGAAAGAUGUAAUUCAAGCACUGGUAAUUGUACCUACAAGAGAGUUAGCGCUACAAACAUCACAGAUUUGCAUCGAGCUCGCAAAACACAUGGAUAUAAAAGUUAUGGUCACUACUGGAGGCACGAACUUACGUGACGACAUUAUGAGGAUUUAUCAAAAAGUACAAGUGAUAAUCGCAACGCCAGGAAGAAUUUUGGAUCUGAUGGAUAAGAAUGUGGCAAAUAUGGAACAUUGUAAGAUUCUAGUUUUGGAUGAAGCAGAUAAACUGCUUUCGCAAGACUUCAAAGGAAUGUUAGAUCACGUCAUAUCGAGAUUACCACAGGAACGUCAGAUUUUGUUGUAUUCAGCCACAUUUCCUCUGACUGUAAAACAAUUUAUGGAGAAACACUUGAGAGAUCCAUACGAGAUUAAUUUAAUGGAAGAAUUGACUUUGAAAGGUGUAACACAAUAUUAUGCCUUUGUACAGGAACGACAAAAAGUUCACUGCCUUAACACGCUAUUCUCCAAAUUGCAAAUAACACAAAGCAUAAUCUUCUGCAAUUCAACGCAACGCGUUGAAUUACUGGCUAAGAUAACGGAUCUUGGAUAUUGCUGUUAUUACAUACACGCGAAAAUGGCGCAGGCACACCGAAAUCGCGUAUUCCAUGAUUUCCGUGCAGGAUUAUGCCGAAAUCUCGUGAGCAGUGAUCUAUUUACUCGUGGUAUUGAUGUGCAAGCUGUGAAUGUCGUGAUCAAUUUUGACUUUCCGAAAAUGGCAGAGACAUAUCUGCAUCGAAUAGGCCGAUCUGGUAGAUUCGGCCAUUUAGGUAUAGCAAUUAACCUAAUCACGUACGAGGAUCGCUUCAACUUACACCGUAUCGAACAAGAGCUUGGAACAGAAAUUAAACCUAUCCCAAAAGUGAUAGAUCCCAGUUUGUACGUGGCAAGACCAGAAGACAAUAAUAGUAUGGAAGAAGGUAAUGUGUCUAAGUAGUUUCGAUACACUGUCGCAAAAUGAAACUUAUACACGCUCAAAAAGUUUAAAAGUGACAAUGGUGAUUGUGACUCGUACAUGAAGUGUCGUGCGAAUGCCGAUGCGAGUCGUUCUUUGUACAUAGAAGAAUACAUUUAAAUGUAUAUAACAUGUACUGUACAUAAGCUAAAGCAAAUCAGAAUCAAGUCAUUAUCAAGAUGCACAAUAUGUGAAUAACGUACUAAUCAAUCAUUGCAUUUUAUCAUACCUGUAAAUAUUACAUGAGGGUACACACAACAUCGUUUUUAAUAGAGAAUUUUUAUACAACAGCUUCAUUUGUCCAGUAUUUCUUUUCUUCUGUUGUCUAACGAUGAAGAAAGGGGCAUGUAUGAUUUAGAGAAGUAAAACCCAUCGGCCGAUUUCACUGAGUGCAACAUACUCCAAGUGCUCAUUACUUUUGUACUGUUAUGCAUACAUAUAAAUUGCCCUUAGACACUAUUAAGGUCACGAAUUUAUGUAUUAUGUAUAAAUUGCUCUUAGCGAUUUAUAAAAUUUCGAUAUUAAAUAUCAGUUAUAAUUGUAAUUUGAUCAUGGCUUGAUUUUGCUAUUCGUCAAUAUUGUCAUACAACUCUGAAAUUCAAAUCACUUGUCAACGCUAAAACGAUCUUUUUUUCUGUUUAUUCAAUCGCUAGUGGAAUUUUCUUUUCUUUUUUUUUCUUUUUUUUUUUUUAAACGGAAUUAGAUUUUCUUUUUACAGUACCGUGAUUGAGAAUCAGAGGUUGUACAAUUGACUAGUUUUAUAUAAUUAUUUUUUAUAAAGAACUGGCUGGUGGACUCCAUAAAAGUGGAGAUUCUAUGUCUGAUGCUGAUUACAGCAUCCAAUAUGUCCAAUUGCAGCCUACAUUUAAUCGUACAACAAUAGUCGAUCAAGGCUGAAAAUCUAAUAAUAAAAAAAAAAAUGGCAGGUAUUUAUCACCGAAAUUGUGUAGCGUGUAUGUGAGAAGUAAGUGGAGAGCGCUUGUAGACGAAGGCGUGCAUCAAACUAAUAUGCGUGCUAAGUCAUACUACACAUAAAAUGGACGCGAGUCUCACUAUUAUCACAUACUUUCUCUCACGAAAGAUAAAAACAACUGCCAAAGUCUCUGUAUAAUAUAUUGACAUAGAAUCUCUAGAAGUGUCUGUGAAAUUACGGUAUCCACGCGCAGGAAGAUGUGCAAAGAUGUGGAAAAAUUUAGUAUCUGCAUGACUAAGCUGAAAUUUCGAAUUCGAAGGCCACCAGCCAAUAUGACUUAGGUUUAUGAAUGCAAAAAAUUAAUAGGUAAUACCAAAAUAUUUCAUAUUGGAGACGAAUUGUCUUUAAGUGAAAUAUUAACAAUGAUAGAAGGCAGUUCAAAAUGCGCUUAGGACUGCAGUGUUAAUUAUCCGUGAGCUUAACCGAAGACUAUAGAAUAGACAGUAAUGAGAUAACUGCUGGCACAAAAAAUAUGAGAGGAAACUAAAAUUACAGACGAUUGAGUAAAUGUAUGUAGAUAGUAGAUCUGGACGAACGGUUGUUCACUUCACUUCGCGAAAGUACAAGUUACACUAAAUGCUAUUUCGAAAAUUAACAAUAAAUUUUAUGGAUUGCACGAUCAAAUAAGUAGCUCGCGAAUGUAUAAUUAUUGGAUGUAUAUUUAUUAUUAAAAAAAAAAACAAUUUCGUCUAUGCUUUACAAGAAAUAGCAUAUAACAAGAAAAAUUGAACUUUCUCGGGAUUGAUAUUGUAUCAAUUGUACUUUUCAAUUUUAUAUUUCUAUUUCUUUUACCAUCACAUCGGUUCGACAAGACUCCUCUAGUUACGAUUUAGUUGCUGUUGUAUUAUAUAGGAUAGAUAAAAACCUAUAUAACGCAAGCGGAUGGCUUCUCGCAGUGUUGACACUCCGAGAAUUUUACCCGUGAAAAGCAACGAAUGUGACCCGAUGACCGUUUCUGACUUAUCAGAACGUUGUCUUUUGCUUGACCGAGAUAACAAACACAAAUAAUCUGUGAGAUGAUGGUGGUGCCAUUGACCACAUAUAAAAUAAACGCUUUGAACAACCGGAACGAACUGAAAAACUAGCAAUUAUAUCUGCUACGAUUUGAUAAUUAAGUGCCUUUUCACGCUGACGCUGACGCUCGACGCUCGACGCUCGAUUUCAGCUCGAUUUCUUUUAGAAGAUCGUGUGACUGCAAAUAACCAACCGUUAUACUAGUUUUUGGUCACACGAUAUCUUAACGCUAAAGUUGAAUUGUCGAGCGACAAUGUGAAAAAGCACCUUUACAGUAGGCCUCUUUUGUGUCGCCGUUGUCGCGUAUUGUAAUACACCACUGCAGCGCUAAGUGCAUUAAUGUAACUGUCGUAGAUACACCAUAAAAUUUUGGCGUUUGAAAAUUGCGAACAUUCUGUAAUAUGUAAAGCAGUUAAAGGGUAUUAUUAAUGGAUUUACUUUCCCAAUUUGGGAAAACGUGUGGUUCAACAAUUCUGUUGAUCUAGAAAAGUCUCAGGAAGUGGAAUGUAUAGGGCAGGCGUGCAUCAUACCAUUGCAAGUCCAUGAAAUCUUGUGAUGCACGAAUACUGGGAAAGCAAUUAAUUCAUAAGUUCAUUGGAGACGCGAUGCCGGAAUACAUACGGAGCUGAUAUUUCUAAAACGAAGGUUUAUAUGUUGUUUAUACAAAUUGGCCGCAAUAUUUAUUUAAAAAAAAAAAAUCUUACAUCAUUACUAUAUUUACCGCGAAAACAAAAUCUAUAUUAUAUUUACUUUGUCUCUACAAUUCGAUCUUCUUCCUGCCAGUAAGUUUAUCUAACAUGCGAUCUUAUUGAUCAAAUAAGUUUGUCGCCCACUGCAUAUUGAUUUGAUCGAUCGGAAUCGCAUACAUUUGCGUCAUAGUCUAAUAUUACGGUCGCUUUCAUUUUAUUGUCUACUUAAUGUACAAAUGUGAAAUAGGUUCAACGCAAUAACAAUCGUUUCGCUGGCGUAAUUUGCGAGACGUCUUCCCAUUUGCAAAAUACGAAAAUCUUUUAUUCUGUUAGCUUUUUUGUUAUUUUGCCUACAGCGAUUCUAUAAAAAUUCUUUUGGCAAUCUUACGUAGAUUAAGGAAAGAAUACUGCGCUGUAAUCUUACCGCGCCGUAAUUGGAAACACUGAUAGAUCCAUUUUAUGGAAUCUAUUUUGCGAAAUGUAUUUUAUUCAACUUUCGAAAGAGUCAAUUAGCUCAUGCUAGUAAGGAAACGUUAAUCUUCCUACGUAAAACCCUGUUUCUUGCUACUCCUAGCAACGUGUGAAAAUUCUACCAAUUUAUUUGAACUGAUUCUAGUCAAGAAAGAACAUUAAAUUAAUUCAUAAUAAUUAAUCCUAAAAUAUGAUAUAAGAUUUUUGUAUAUUUUAGAAAAUUAUAAAAUUAAGCAAAAUCUUAUUCAUAAUUAUAUUGAUAGAAUCUGCAAAAACCGCGUGCUUUACUUGACUCUUUCUAAAGAAUGAUGUUUAUGGAUGUAUAAAUUUAGAAAAAAGUGGGCUUAAAAAAUCCAAAAAAAAAAAGAAAAACAUUGAUUAGCAAUGUUACGUGAACAGACUGAAGAACGUGGUGAUUUUACAAAUUACCUUUUGCAGCCGUAUGUAUUUGCCACUCUUAUAUUCCAAAUUACAGACGAAUAUAUUAUUUUCCGAAAAAUGCUGGAAAAUAAGUUAACGAAUACACCUACAGCGCAUCGCAUAGCUGCAAAUUGUCAAAGUAAAAGUUUAUUUUACUUUGACAUUUCCACGACCACGUUUCUUCAUGUCUGAUUCUCAAAACUAUCUCCAAGUGUGGUUUUUGCGACUCAUCUUGGAAAUAACAAGGAGUGCCCUUGAUAUGAAAGUAAGCGAAUGUAAUUCGUACGACGUUAGGAAUACGAUUAUGUAACGCGUUAACAUCCGGAUGUAUGUGUGUGUGUGAGGAUUGUGGAGAAUGCUCCCCGGUCAUCCAGGGGGAGGGAGUAUAUUCGUAUAUCAAUGUUCUACGAUUUAAAUCGUAAACGUGAAGGAGAAACAUCUUAAGAACGAGCUCUCUAACAGCAUCGUAGAUCUCGUACCUUCGCCUGAAUUAUUUUCAUUGGUGUGAAACCAAUGCUACGAGCUGCGUGCCAAGCACAUUCCCAACAAACGAAUCGAAAAUCGAUCGCAUCGGAAACUUCAACAUCCGGAAACAAUAUUUCCGCGUUCGAAUAACAUACGCAGCUCGAUUAAUUAUAUUGGAAUUAGAUCUCCAAUAUACGAGAAACAUAAAAAAGUGCAAAAAACCAAAAAAAAAAGAAACAAAAAAGUAAUGUAUACUUCGUUCGAGAUGUAAUCAGUUUGUCGACUCUACCCUACGCUUUAUCGUUUCGUUGAAAAACUUAUUACCAUUAUACACUUGUUUAUCAAAUUGCGGAAUCCAAUUAUCGGCCAACUGCAUAUCUAAACAGUACUAUAAUGUGAUACCUUUGUUACUAUUAAUUAUAUUAUCGCUAUUAUUAACGAGAUAUGAACGAAGAUUUUUCGACAUAACAGACAUCGAUUUAUUUUGUGACGUUAAAAUCUGAGUUUCGGUUGUUCGUAAGUAUAAGGGGUGUAACAUUGCAAAAUUCCUCUUGCGUCUUACAUUUUAGAACCAACUUUCCUGCAUAUGCAUUUUAUAACUGAAAUAAUUGCGAUAUCCCGCGAAUAAUAUCAAAAAGAAAAAAAAAACAAAAAUUCAUCACCCAAAUGGAUGACAUAUAGCAAAAUGAUUUCGCAAUGUUACGCAACUUGCAUUACUAUUUACAAAUAACUCGCAACUCACGCGUGAUUGUGCGCAGAUGAAAUACUCUGUAUUUCUGAUUUUUAUGUGCAUUUGUUCAGACAAUUAAUCUCGUUACCUGUUACCGUUUAGGAUAUGUUCUGUAAGCGGUAUGGAACCAAAUUUAAUAAGGUGUUUUUUCUUGUUUAUCAGCGAUGUUGUCGUUUUCUUUUUCUAAAUUGUAAAGAUGGGUUUGCGCAUGACUAUAAAAUGAAAUUUUUUUUUUACAUACCUUUGCCAUUCUGUUCGCUCAAACCCAAUCUAUAAUAAAUCGUAUGUCAAUUUUGUUUCCCAAAGGGACAAAGCACAGCAUUUCGCCCCUUAAUAAAAAUUCUGUUUCAGUAUA
Linepithema humile (Argentine ant) is the source of this 6870-nucleotide messenger RNA. It is a transcript of the gene me31B, whose product is annotated as ATP-dependent RNA helicase me31b. NCBI's taxonomy places the organism in Eukaryota, Metazoa, Arthropoda, Insecta, Hymenoptera, Formicidae. Gene Ontology annotation, cellular component: P-body; cytoplasmic stress granule. The record is from RefSeq and is a predicted model, not a curated record. Gene Ontology annotation, molecular function: mRNA binding; ATP binding; RNA helicase activity. Gene Ontology annotation, biological process: negative regulation of translation; cytoplasmic stress granule assembly; P-body assembly.